Molecule: messenger RNA, 2348 nt
Organism: Pimephales promelas (fathead minnow)
Lineage: Eukaryota; Metazoa; Chordata; Actinopteri; Cypriniformes; Leuciscidae
Gene: gata2b
Product: GATA binding protein 2b
Biological process (GO): negative regulation of transcription by RNA polymerase II; embryonic organ development; positive regulation of transcription by RNA polymerase II
Cellular component (GO): nucleus
Molecular function (GO): DNA-binding transcription factor activity, RNA polymerase II-specific; RNA polymerase II cis-regulatory region sequence-specific DNA binding; zinc ion binding
Source: RefSeq, a predicted model, not a curated record
CAUCCCGAAGCUCAUCACCGUAAGCACGAAAUAGCCUGAUUUUGAGCUGUAUUGGCGCGUGUCAUGGAGUUGGAGUGAUGAUAUAAUAAGGUCCGAUACUUUUCUUGGACUAUUUUUCUUUCAACUUAAGCCUUUAUCUUACCGAGCAGGAUUUGUUUAACGUUUUCUAAAGAGCUACAUCAGUUUAUGCCAACACAUGAUGUAAUCAGCGGUGGCAUUUGAGUGGUAGGCUAUUUGCACGCGCGAGAUAUCUUUGAGGGCAUCGCUCCGCGCGCAUCCCUUUGAAAGCGUGUACACCGCUGCCAGACAGUGACUCCAAAACCGCUCAAGUCACACGACAGACACGGAAACUCCUGUACUGACUUUAUAUUUGACUAUAUCAUUUACGUUUACGCUGCUAUAUGUACUAAAUCAUUUAGGCUUAUAUUUAAGAUAUUCAAGACAUCAACACUUGGGAAAACACGCUGGAUAAACUUGGAAGAACUUUUUUAACGCACAGGAGCAUUUGCACCCGUGUCCUACGGGAAAGCAUCAUAACACGAUGGAGCUCCCUUCGGAACCCCGGUGGAUGAUGCACGCUCAUCAUUCAGCCUUAAUAGGCACCUCAGAUUCAGUGUCUCCGCACUCUGGUUUAGGAUAUCAUUGUUCGGGAUAUAUGGAGCAAGGUGCUCCAUUAUUACCACCAGACGAGGUAGAUGUAUUUCUCAGUCAUUUAGACUCUCAAGGAAACCCCUAUUACCACACACACGGGUCCCACUCUCAUACUCGUGCACGAAUGUCUUACAAUCAAACGCAUGCACGGCUUACUGGUGGCUCAAUGUGUCGACCUCACCUUAUCCCCACGCAAGGUCUUUCAUUACUGGACAACAGCAAAUCGACUUUCUCGGCGGCCCAGCACCACAGCACAUGGGCCGUCAGCCACCUGGGUAAAACGGUUUUGCAUUCAGCAGGCGCCGAAAACUCAAACGGCCUGUUCACGAGCACCGGUACACCUGCCCCAGGUUCAGUGCAGUGCCUGUCAAUGACGCAACACUGCAGCCCUCAGCUCUACUGCCUACCCCCUACUCCACCCAAAGAUGCUUCACCUGACCCUGCGUGUGCUGCUGUGAGGGACGCUGGGAAGUACCAUCUCCAUCUUGUCGACGGGAUGAAGAUGGAGUGUUCCAGUCCAAUCCGUAGCAACCUCGCGCAAACUACAACUCAUAUACCUUCAUAUUCAGAUUACUCUUUAGCUGGAGCGCACGAGUUCCCCGGCGGCGUGUUUCACUCCAGAAGCCUUCUCGGCAGCAGCCCGAGUCACAUGACAUCAAAAUGCAAAAGCAAAACCCGCGCUUUCUCAGGGCGUGAAUGUGUGAAUUGUGGAGCUACAUCAACUCCUCUUUGGCGGAGGGAUGGAACAGGUCAUUAUCUGUGUAACGCAUGUGGACUCUAUCACAAGAUGAACGGCCAGAACCGACCACUCAUCAGACCCAAGCGCAGACUGUCAGCAUCUAGGCGAGCAGGCACCUGUUGUGCAAACUGCCAGACAGGGACCACCACACUUUGGAGACGUAACGCCAAUGGAGAACCCGUCUGUAAUGCCUGCGGCCUAUACUACAAACUACACAAUGUGAACCGUCCACUAACUAUGAAGAAAGAUGGGAUUCAGACACGCAAUAGGAAAAUGUCAGGCAAACCUAAGAAGAGGAGAGGAGAGCACCAAUUUCAAUUUCAGCAAUUUGACAGUUGUCUGCACGAUAAACAAUCCACUUUCAGCCACAUGACCAACAUGCCCCACCCCUUCAAUAUUACUCCUCCCAUUCAAUUACGUCCUCCAUUCAGUCACAGCAGCUUAGUCACUGCUAUUGGCUGACACACACCUGUAGAACACCAUUCUGCAUUCUUCAGUUUUAAUGUUCUUUAUGCACAUAUUCAGGCUUGAUUUAAAUAGUUGCACUUUAUUUUGUGUAUUUUUGACAGUUAUUUUAAGCCAACAUAGAAAUUGAUUGUACACCAAGAGUUUAAUUAAUUAGCCAGUUCUCAUUAAUAAUAAAUCCCCUAUUUAUUCAAAUAUAAUCACAAGUACAACUUUUAUGCCUGAUUAUGUCAUCUAUACCACUGCACUGUGUCUUAUGUAACUGUGAAGAAGAAAGUUGUAAUAAUAAUAUAAAUACAACAUUUUCUAAACCAUUUGCAAUUAUAUAAUUAUUUCUUUAAUUUAUUUUUUCUUUGUUCUCUUCAAGCUUUAUAUAUGAACUAGUAUCAACAUUAUUAAACUUCAUCUUUUCUCUACAAAUGCAUUAACAGUAACACUCAGAAAACACACUUUUUUAAUGUGUACUUAUUUUAAAAAUUUAGUUAAUAAAAGA